Molecule: messenger RNA, 824 nt
Organism: Tribolium castaneum (red flour beetle)
Lineage: Eukaryota; Metazoa; Arthropoda; Insecta; Coleoptera; Tenebrionidae
Exons: 4
Coding region: 178-669 (163 amino acids)
Cellular component (GO): endoplasmic reticulum; membrane
Molecular function (GO): protein-macromolecule adaptor activity
Source: RefSeq, a predicted model, not a curated record
AACCCCACUCAAACCCAAAUCCUACCUUUGAAAAUGUUCUUAUGAUAAAUUUUACAUACUUAAUACACUUAUUGAAACAUAUCCGUUAAAUCAUGAAAGUUUGUUAAGUAAAUACAACGUGCCUUUAAUGAAUGUGUUUAGACGGGUCUUAAAAAAUCAGGAAAAAAUUCAUUUAUUAUGGAUAGGAAAAUGAUAUAUGCCUUCCGAGGCUGGAUAGCCUUCGUUGCAUUUAUGGAUCUCGGCACAGCUGUGCGGAGCUACAUCGAAAAACGAUCUUUCCUAAGCAAAACCUUCUCAGAGACAGAUUUUGUUGAUGAGGAAUACACUACCUCGAGGAUUUUGGGGGUUUAUUCAAUUCUAAAAGCUCUAGCUUUAAUUCAUUGUACGCUCUACAUACAUUACAAACCGGUUGUCAGUAUGGGGAUCUUUUCGCUCCUCGUGACAAUCGUAAUGUAUCUCACAGAAACGCUGUAUUUUCGUGCAGCGACGCUGAAUUUUUACGUCGUUUUCCCGUGUGUCUUAAAUUGUGUCACACUUGGGGGACUAAUCUAUUUGCCAAAAAGAUUGAGAAUUUGGGAUCCUUCCCUUGAUUGUGAUGACGAAAAUGUCCAGUUGCUUAAGCAAGCAGGAGCCAUGAAGAGGCGGCGCCACGUUCGCAAAAACAACUAAUUUUUUCUCAAAUAUAAUGCCAAAGAUGAGCUAGUCAUUUUAUACAGUUUUUUAUUUAUUUUUGUAGAUAUUGUAAAGGGUAGGAUUUUUAACUUGUUGACGCUUUUGCAUUUCACAUAGGGCUGUUCAGGUUGAAUAAAGCAGUUUUAAGCGAA